GGGAAGGCGCCCUGGGCGGGAACCGUGGAUCCUCCCCUCGAGAUCUCUCUGGCCUUUGUAGUCUCCUUUCAAGUCAAGGCAAGGGUGUCCGGUUUCGGGAUCCGGCGUCAAUCAGAGUCCCUCCCGUGCCACCUCCCUGACCCCUCCUCCUCGAGCUGCUGAAAGGGGAAAUAUGAAGGGGAGUUGCUGCCGCUGCCGCCGCUGCUCAGUGAAGAGGAGGAGAAGCCGCAGCAGGGGCAGAAGCGGAGGAGAAAGCGCCAGGCAGAGAGGGACGGCUGCUGUCGCUCAGAGCGGGGUCUGAACAGAGGGCAGAGGACUGAGAAGGCGCGGAGCCGGCAGGGGCGCCUCGGCGCACGCCCUGAAUCUUUCGGCGUGGCCGGCAUGGGGCGCACCGUCUCCACUUAAAAGCCCUCAGGCAGGAAGGCAUUUCUUGGGCGCCGCUGAGCCUUGAGCAGUUGCACGAGGGGGCUGGAGCCUCCUUCUGCUCGUGCCGCCCCCCGCCCCCCGGUCGAGAGCUUUUCUGCAAGAGAAAGAGACGGGGGCUGCCGCUCCGCCUUGGGAUUCUAAUACCGCCAGGUGGGUCCAGCCGCCCCCCAGCCCGCCCUCAGUCCUCUCUCCGCAGGAUUCUGUGUGACGGAUUACUGGGACUUCAAGGACGCUGAAAGCUUCAGAAGGAGAGAAAAAGAAGAAAGCUUGGAGAAUAAAAGGAAAGCGAGAAGGGGGAGGGAAGACAGGCUCUGAGUGGAGGAGGCGUUGGAGAGCUGGAAAUGUCCUGUCCCUGCUGCAGCCUGGUUAGAUACCUGUUCCUAGCCCUGCUCUUGCAUGGGUUGGGAGAAGGUUCUGCACUUCUUCAUCCAGACAGCAGGUCCCAUCCUCGAUCGUUAGAGAAGAGUGCAUGGCGAACAUUCAAAGAGUCACAGUGUCCUCAUAUGCUCAAACAUCUUCAUAAUGGAGCCCGAAUCACUGUACAAAUGCCCCCCACCAUCGAGGGACAUUGGGUCUCUACUGGUUGUGAAGUUAGGUCAGGCCCAGAAUUCAUCACAAGAUCUUACAGAUUCUACCACAACAACACGUUCAAGGCCUACCAGUUUUAUUAUGGGGGUAACCACUGCACAAAUCCAAUCUAUACUUUAGUUAUCCGUGGCAAAGUUCGCCUCCGCCAAGCAUCCUGGAUCAUUCGAGGGGGGACUGAAGCAGAUUACCAGCUGCACAACAUACAGAUCAUCUGCCACAGUGAGGUGGUAGCUGAAAGACUAAGCCACUUAGUGAACUGUACAUGCCCUGGAUUUGUACCAGAAAAUAAACCUUGGGAGCAGAAUGUCAGUUAUGAUUUAUGGAGAGAAGAGAAUGGUUAUGAAUGCACCAGAGCACUGAACUUUGCAAUGCAUGAACUUCAGCUCAUCCGUGUUGAGAAGCAGUACCUUCACCACAAUUUAGAUCACUUAGUAGAAGAGCUCUUUCUUGGAGACAUCCACACGGAUCCUGCUCAGAGGAUGUAUUAUCGCCCAUCUAGCUACCAACCCCCUCUGCAAAAUUCCAAGAAUCAUGACCAUUCAUGCAUAGCAUGCAGGAUCAUCUAUCGAUCAGAUGAAUAUCACCCUCCAAUUCUACCCCCAAAGGCGGAUUUGACUAUUGGAUUACAUGGGGAAUGGGUGAGCCAGCGCUGCGAAGUGCGUCCUGAAGUGCUCUUUCUCACCAGACAUUUUAUCUUCCAUGACAACAACAAUACCUGGGAAGGUCAUUACUAUCAUUAUUCUGACCCAAUCUGCAAGCAUCCCACCUUCACUAUCUAUGCCAAGGGUCGUUAUAGCCGUGGAGUGCAUUCAUCCAAUGUGAUGGGUGGGACAGAAUUUGUCUUCAAAGUGAACCAUAUGAAGGUUACUCCCAUGGACAUAGCUACUGCCUCUCUACUGAAUGUCUUCAAUGGAAAUGAAUGUGGAGCAGAGCGAUCAUGGCAAGUUGGCAUACAGCAAGAUGUUACUCAUACUAAUGGCUGUGUUGCUUUGGGGAUCCGUCUGCCUCACACGGAGUAUGAGAUUUUCAAAAUGGAGCAGGAUGCCAAGGGAAGAUAUUUGCUGUAUAAUGGCCAAAGGCCUAGUGAUGGGUCCAGCCCAGACAGGCCUGAGAAGAGAGCCACUUCUUAUCAGAUGCCCUUAAUUCAGUGCACUUCAUGGACCCCAAGACCAGGUGAAUCAUCUGAAGAAAACAAACUGGGGUGGUACAGCAGUGGCAUAACAGCAAAGAAUUCCUAUGCAUUUGUUUUGGCUAUGACGUUGGUUGGUUGUACUGUGCUGCACAUGGGCAUUUACAGCUAGAAAUUGGGACUCUGUAUGUUUUCAAAUGACUCAAGAAUCAGGGCAGCACAGGACUUGGAAUACAGGGGAAUGGGGGCGAGGAAAGGCAUGUUUCCAGGCAGAAAAUGACAUUUAUGUUCUUGAUGCACUUGAAUGCCUGAGAACUGUUGUUCAUUUCCUCAUUUUCCCCUCCUUGAAUCAUCAACAGCACUCAUUUGUUUCUGCUUUGUACUUGAUCCAGUCUGAUUUCAUGGCCUGACAUGACUGCACAACAGUAAUUGCACUUUAAGACUACAGUCCCCCUCCCAACCGCCUUCAGUUUCUUUUAAAAAAACUGCCAGGAUGAACGUAAAUAUCUUACAUGGCCUUUUCUCUGCCAGCUUUGCUGUUGUGGUUCAUCCUACGCAGAAAAUUUGUAGAAUUUGAUUAUCAGAAUUAUGCUGUUAUCGUAUUGUGUCAAUACUGGUAAAUUGCAUCAUUCUUAUGCUACAAUGUAUAUAUGUAUAUAUGAGAAACUCAACCCAGGAUGUAUCUAAAUACACUUUUAUAGAUUGUACAUAAAAUAUUAAGUGAUCCUUAGGGUCAAGAAUGCUGAAUGGAAAAUCUCAAAUUAAAGCUACAAAGAUAAUUUAAAUCAUUUAUACAUAGGCUUUGAACUUAAGAAUAAUCUAAGAUUUUUGAUGGACAUGUGGAACCAGCAUUCUCUUAUACUACUGCUCAACAAAGGAGAUUAUAUAUACCAUUUUCUGAAGUCCACCAACUGGUUAUAAUCAAACGUUUAAAAAGCAAGACAAAGUAGUGGGAGGGAGGGAGAGGUUCUCUCAAGUGCAGAAGCAAUAAAGCCAAUGAGUCUUCCCCCAUAUUUCAUAGAGAGUCAGGCAAAUGGAAUGCCUGCUAUAUGCAGUGCACUUAUCUUGAAUUGUGUUUUAUUAGACUAGGCAAUUCAGUGAACAGCUGCAUUUACUGGUAUAAGACAAGAUUGUUGAUUUUUUUUAAAAAAAAUUCACAAUAAGUCCACUCUAAAGUCCCAUGGCCUGUUUAAAGGACUGCAGGGAAUGUGAUUUGGACAUUUCAGAUCUUUUUCACCUUUCUCACUGUGCACAAAUUGUUGGAAUCAUGGGAAUUGCAUUUACUUAAAAUGUAAUUAAAAAUGAAGUAACACUGUAAGAUCCAUCACGUUUCACAAUGAAGUGGUAUUACUCUAAAGUGUAUGCCAUUUUCUGUAUGGAAAGUCAUGAUAGAAUUCUAGUCAGUUUGUCAAGAUUUCAAUUAGAAUAUUAUGUCUCCAAGUUAAGAUUACAAUCCAGUCUGCAGUUGCUGAUAUCUUUGGGCUGUGUUUUUAAGUGAGAAUUGUUUCUUGGAGAGAGUUCUGCAGGGACCAAGGCAUUAAGGGAUAAGAGUGAUUCCUGUCCUGAAAGGAUGCUUUAAAAUCCUGUUAAUGUUCACAUGUCACUGUCUAUAAAAGGAACUCUUGAGAAUCCCUUUUUCAAGGAGGGAGUAGUUUGUUUUUAUUUUUAGGAAUGUGGAAAUGUGCUUGAAACACAAAAGAAUAUUAAUUACAUGCUACCUGUAUCUGUUAUCAUAUGUUUCUAAACCAAUCACAUUGUUUAAGGUUGCUUGCUCUUGUACCCAUUUUAGCCUGGGUAAAAGGAUUUAAGGCCACUCAUCCAGCCCAGAGAUAAUUGUGCUUAAAGCCCAUUAGUCUUAAGGGAAUCUAGUGCUAUGUGGGAUAGGGGCCUAAGUUUCUAGGAGGCAUGGAUAACUGAUUGAUUUGUAACAGCCAGGGUGAGGGAUAAUUCCUUCCCAUCCCCACCCCCCAUGAAUAUGCAGUAUGGAUGGAUGACAAAAACUAUCAAUGGGUAAUUGGGAAUUAGAACUCAGGGCUUCUCCCUCCCCUCCAUCAUCUUAGCUCCUGCUGGUCUUACUGAACAGACAUCACUGUGAGACGACCACCACCAUCUCCAGAGGUCAGCUGUGCUCCUGAUUCCACCAAGUAAGGCCAUCUUCUUAAGUCAAAACAGGUGUUCUCAUAAAGCAGUUAGAGGAGGGAAGAAUCAUGAGUGGGGUGACCAGGCUCUAUAAUCAACUUGGGCUCGAGUCUGGACUUCCACCACUUUUUUUCAUCCUGUGCAACUGCUACCCAACGCUAAGAGUGCAUCUUUCCUUGGAACACUUCACAUUGGGAGCAAAUACAUAGGUGGGUAGAAAUUGGGGGAGUUGCUCCUUUUUUCAUGUUUAAUAGUGAAAAAUACAUGUACAAUAAGCACAGAGUGUUGUUUGUCUGACAUUUUACUGGAUUUGUGUGUUAUAGUAAAGACUCUAAAGAGACACUAAUGUUCAUUGAAGGGAGUGUUGCCACACAAUGUAGUCUUGUUGCCCCACCACCAGCACCCUGAAAAUGACCAAUCACAUCUGUGGGGGUGAGCAGAGAAUGGCUUACUGUGUAUUUGAAUAAUGUCAGGGCUUAAUGCUAACAUUUAUGCUGCAAGUAAGGUAUAUUUCUUUUAGGUCCAGUUGAUUUGCAAUAUAAAUGUAGUGUUCAACCAUUAUGCUUUCAACUAUAAACAAGAAGUUUCUUACUAACCACUUACUAAAUUCAUAAAAAUGGCUUAACACUUUUAACAACUUGCUUAACAAUUGAUUACCUGUUAUUGAGUAAGAGGAGUCAUGCCAGUGAAGUCCAGAAUAUGGGAUAGGAUUCAGAAAGAACCUACACACUCACUCUCUUCUGAAACCCCAGCUUCCUUAUGAACCAAGUCCAAAGCUCCUUUGAAGUUUGGGCUGGGCUCAUGAUGGAUUUGCUAGCAGUCACCCUCCUUACCAGUAAUCCCUUCACCUUGCCAAGCAAACAAACCCUUGAGCAGGGGGAAGAACUGGUGGGGAGGUUGGCUGGUAAUAGGACAAGCUUUGCAUGCUUCAUCCUUAAGGCGUAGAUACUCUGGAGCAUAAUCAGAUGGCAUCCUUUCCUGCCAAGUUGCUCAAGAAUCAUGGCUUCCAAUGCCUCUCGAACAGAUUCAUUGCUUGGUCAGAACCAUCCUGCUGUAAGAAUGUCUACAAAGCCACUCACGUCAUACAAGAGCUUUUCCUGCUGCUGGUUCAACCCCUUCACAAGGGCUGAAAGUUGCUUAGGAAAGAGAGGGGCUGAUAUAAGAGGAUGGGAACAAGCUCCUCUAGACUUGUUCUGUCCAGGUUCUUGAAGAAGCUUCUUAGAAACUAAGCCUACAUUUUCCCCAACAGUUCUCUGAAAAAGCUCAGAAAACAUGAGCUAAUUAUAAGGUGAGUUGAGGAAGCUCAAUCAUUUGCUAAAUAGAAAAAAAAUAUAGAUGUAGCUGUUUUGUAGAAAUAGUGUAGAGCAAGUUUGCUUUCACAGUUCAACAUAACAUGGUACACGGCAUAUUGGCUGACAAUCAAACUAACAUUGUGCACAACAACCUGGAUGGCGUUGAGGGGUUUUGGAUAACUUCAUAGAGGAGAGGUCUAUCAACGGCUACUAGUCAGAGGGCUAUAGGGAUGCCUCUGAGUACCAGUUGCAGGGGAGUAACAGCAGGAGAGAGGGCAUGCCCUCAACUCCUGCUGUAGGCUUCCAGCGGCAUCUGGCAGGCCACUGUGUGAAACAGGAUGCUGGACUAGAUGGGCCUUAGGCCUGAUCCAGCAGGGCUGUUCUUAUGUUCUUAAAUGUUUUGUGUAAUGUGGGAGGGGUGAUUUUCACCAAUCCCACUUCCUUCUGUACCUCUUGAAAAUACAUUCCAGAGGAUCCCUGCAAACUUCAGGGACAUAUUAUUGGGAGGCACAAUGAUCUGCAACAAGACAGGAAGAUUGGCAAAUAUCACUCUACCCCAUUGCACAUAGAUUUUUUUUGGCUCAUGCAACAUUAGUCUGCCAGCCAUUAACAUUCAUGACAUAAUCUACAUACCUUGAAUAGUUACAAAUUCCAAGGCUAGAAACAAGCAUAACUUAGCAGUGAACUGUUGUCAUUUUAAACCAUAUAGAGAAAGCUGAUUUUAUAAGACAUUUUUAAUAUGUGGUACUGUAUUUUGGUCCUCAUCUAACAUUCAAGGAACAGACAGCCAAUGCAUGAUUGUGAACUUCCCCACCCCUUCGGCAAUAAACCAGCCAUUUUAAAUAGAUGGAUUUUAAUUACCAUAUGAAAAUCCAGCUAAUACAUUAAGAGAGACCAUAUUACUCCUAUAUAAAAAGAAUUACCCUGGCUAUCAAUAAGUUUCUGGACAAAAAAUAUGGUGCUGGUUAUAACCUAUAAAUCCCUAAACAGCUUAAGCCCAGGGUAUUUAUGAGAACGUCUUAUUUAUGAUGCUUGCCCAUUGAGAUCUGAAGAGAUUCGUCUGCAGUUGCCACCAGCUCAUCUGGUGGCUACCCGGCUGGCCUUCUUAGUUGCUGCCCCGAAACUCUGGAAUGUGCUCCCUGCUCUGACAACUUUUGGAAAGUUGUCAGAGCCUCCCCAUCUCGGGCAACUUUUAGAAAGUCGCUAAAGACACUUUUAUUCACCCAAGCUUUUAAAACCAGACUUGUGGCUCUAAAUUGUUUUAAGGUUUUCAUUUGUUUUCUGUUGCUGUAAACUGCCCAGAGAUGCAAGUUUGGGGAGGCGUACAAAUAGAAAUAAAUAAAUUGAAAGCUUUAUCAUGUAAUUAGCUCUCUCUCUGGUAUUAAUUUUCAGCACCUGUAGCAGACAUAUAGGCAAUGGGAGAGAAGAGUAAUCAAACCUGGAAUGCUGCUGUGUGCAUGCAGAGUCCUCUGAUUUUUUUAAAUGACAGUGAAAAGCACCCUGUGUGCAUAUGUGUAAACUACAUCUGCCAUAACUAGAAAUGAGAAUCUUCCUGCACAUAUUUGGCUCUAGGCUGCAGAUUGUGCAACUAAUGUGCCAUCAUAGGAUGGAUCAUCAUUACCAAAAUAGUAUCUUGCUAUAAAAGGGAUUAGAUUUUAAGGUGGUUGUCUAUCUGCGCAAAGCCCAGGAAUUGUUUUUUAAUAUAUAUUUUUAUUUUUGUAACCUUGUAAAAAAUAUUUUGCUUCCCAGCUUCAUUUUCUAGUUUAAAUUGCCUGGAAAAUGUGGGUGCUUGUCAAAUGUUGAUUAAAUAAAGGGUAAAAAGAC
This is a messenger RNA of Hemicordylus capensis (graceful crag lizard), 7398 nucleotides long. RefSeq names its product APC down-regulated 1 (gene APCDD1). Gene Ontology annotation, molecular function: Wnt-protein binding. Lineage: Eukaryota; Metazoa; Chordata; Lepidosauria; Squamata; Cordylidae. The record is from RefSeq and is a predicted model, not a curated record. Bases 768 to 2315 code for a protein of 515 amino acids. The transcript is spliced from 5 exons. Gene Ontology annotation, biological process: negative regulation of Wnt signaling pathway. Gene Ontology annotation, cellular component: plasma membrane.